UGUAAUUAAUAAUGUUUAAAGACAAAAUGAGAAAAAAAUAAGCAUACUUAAGUAAUCUUCAAGUUCCAGAAUGGCUACAAUUAUGUAUUCGGCAGUUCUAUUUUUAUGUUAUUUUGGAAUUUUCUUUGUGUUAACAGACGGCCAAUGUACCUUGCCGCUAAGUGACGGCACGUGGCAUUCGAGUACGCGCGGCACGUGGACAGUGGCUACGAGCGGCGGAGCAACCGAGGUCUCCAACUUCGAGGCGGCACUGUCCUACUCAAGUAACGUGGCGACGCUUACUUGUCAACAGAGUUCAGGGACACAGUACAUUUUAGGGACGAAUUGUGAGAUAUUUUUCCAAGUGUUUAUCAACGUGUCCGUGUGCCUGGACAUACGGACAAUCAGUGACGAGAACACAGACAGCUACAUAUUCUACUUCGCCACAGCUGUUGAUGAUGCUACCGGGGAGCGGUUCACCAAUAACACUGACGGGGCGUGCUCGGAGAUCGGAUACGAAACAGUCGCGAACGUUCAAAUCCUCGUCAAAGAUGGUUUUGUGGCGAGUGCGGCGAUGCAACUGCCGAACCUUGCGUUGGGGAACUAUAGUGUAACAUACGAGGUGCUGUUGUCAGCGGUUACCGUGGAGAACUGUACACUUGACACGUGUACCAACAAGACACUCAUGGAGUUCGGCAACUCUGACCCAACUCAGUACCUCGGCUUUACAAGUGGUGGUCAGAUGUACUCCAUCUACACGGACUCUUCUGGGACUGACACCUUCACGUUAACGUACAACGCGGACGUCAGUCCGGAUGGCAUCAACACUCAUCGCUUUGCAUGCUGGGCGCUUCUUUAUUCCGACGGGACGUUGCAAGCGACGGUACUUCCGGAACAGUGCGAGGGCUCUCAGACAUCCACGGCGGUGACCAGUGGCGGACAGAGGUUAACCAUGACCCCAUAUUUUACAUGCGGCCCAGAGGAGGAGGCCGUUGGUGGUCUGGCGGGCUGGGUGAUCGCACUAAUAGUCCUUGGUAUCUUGGCGCUAAUCCUGAUUGUUGCUAUCAUUAUUGUCUUCAUUUGUAUGCGCAAGACCGUCGCGUCCUUGGAUGAUGAGGAGAUGCUUAAGAAAGAGGGUUCCCGGCAAUCGACCCCGGACAGUCUGGUUGGGUAUGGGGAGAAAGAAAAGGAGGCCAUAAAAACCAUCAGGCACGGGAAGGACCUAGCAUAUAAACCGUCUAAACGGGAAAAACCAGACCGGGAGAGGACGUUUGAUUUGACGGAGAUUGGGAAACCUGGGGGCGGGAAAAAGUUACAGGACGGACAACCCGUGGAAGCAGAGAAAAGAGUGGAGACUUCAAAGAGUGUGCAGCUACGAAAAGAUAUACAAGGUGGUGAAAGUUUGGGACCCAUCGUGUUUCCACCCGGCAAGAAACCUAUACCACCGACCACCCCACGACCAGACAAAGAUGACGAAGUGCUGUUGCGGAUUAAGAAGGAACGUGAGCGAAAGGAGCGCGAGCGUGAGGAGCGCCGGAAGAAGGAGAAACAAGCAGAGGAGCUCCGAAUUAAAAUGGAGGUCAAGAAGGACCCCGAAGAAAUGGUUGAUAAGGUGAUUAAGCACCCUAAAGAACCGGAAUCCAGUGACGAAUAUGAGACCGACGAUUCUGAGAAAGAGGAGAGGGCCAAGCAGUUAAUGGAAAAGCGGCGGCGGCUGGCAGGUGCGACUUGGACUCCUCCGGGUGGAUUGUCGAACGCCAAAGACGUGGUCGGCAGGAAGAAGCGCAGGAAGCGACACGGACACGAUGAGGGAGAACUUGGUGGGGCGCUCGUGACCCGCGAACAGCAAGAUCAGCUAGAGUUCGACCGCCGCCGCCAAAAGAAGGCGAUGCGUAAGCGCGCCAAGGGCCGCCGCCAGCAAAGUGAUGUCAGCGGAAGUGAGACGGACACGGACAACGGUCAGCGUCGCCGGAAGCGGCGUAAGCCGCUGGCUCGAGGAGCACCGUUCAUGGACAAGUACAUUGUUAAGAAUGAGAUUGAGCACGAGUUGGAUGAAAUUGACUUUUGGAACGAGAAGACAAACACAGCGAAAAAUGUUGACGACAUUAUUGACGAAAAACCCAAAGGAAGUGGGGAACUACCAGACGGGUUCCAUUUUGACAAGGAGGGAAUGUUGUGGUUUAAUGUAUUUGCACUCCCGAGAUUGAAGAGGAGCACAGACGGUCGUCCAGUCGGGGGAUACAAGGACGACGAGUUCGGGCCGACGGCUUCCUGGGACUUCGGCGAGCCGGCGAGCGGCACAGACGGGGAGGAGGAUAAACGGCAGUCAGUGUCUAUCAGGCCGGCCUCCGGUCGCCAGGUUGCCUUUAGUGUCGGCGGCGAUAGAAGUAAGACAUCUUCUCCUUUGGAGGACAUCGACUACAAUACACGGAAGGGUCGACAGUUGGGAUCGGCGGAGCGGGGUCUGCUUAAACAGCGGUUGUUCGAUAAAAACGGCAAGCCAACCACUGAAGAAAAACAUCCAACCACACCGAUCUUCUUCAAAGGUCCCACGGGCGGUCUUAAAGCGGAUGCGGUUUACAUCGACAGUGCCCAGAUAGAGCGACACGAGCCGGUGAAGGCGCCCGCACGCAGCCAGUCCCAGCGGCCACCAGCUUCGGGCUCACAGAUGAUCAAGCGCUCAGACACAUUCGAGGAAGGACGACCAAACAUGAGCCGCAGAAAUUCAAGGCUGAGGUCUUCCUGGACAGGCAAUGCAAACUUGAUUCCCGAGGAAGACAACGCUAUGCAGGGCAUGUCAAAGGGCAAACGCAACAUCGGGUCAGAUGACGAGUUUUUCCUGGUUGUUGGAAGUAUUAAUCAACUAAGCAAGCCCCCGGAGAUCCUGGAUUCCCAGCUUGGCAUUAACCGAUGCACGCGGUACAGUGAGCGACACGGAGCGCCCCGGGAGCCGUCCGGUUUAACAGACAUCAGCAUGCGCACGGCGCCCGACUCCACUACACCCGACAACGUGAACUGUCGGAAAUACCUAGAAGAGCUUUACAAGGAUAAGAUAUACUUCGACAAAUACGUUAAGACUGAAAAGCUUCCUACAAAUGCUGCAGUGGAGACACGUGAACUAGCUGAUCACGCGAGGAGUUACCUGAAUAACUGUGCGGUGUAUUGGAAGGAACACCAGCCUCUCAACCCCGCACCGCCACCAAGUGAGCUUAGGUUGAAGCUUUCCCGCAUGCACACAGUCCAUGCUGAGGAUUUAAGGAAAAACUCUAUGCCAAUAUCAGUAAGCGAACGUCCAUUGAGCGCCGACGACAUAAGGGACAGUACAGUGGCCUCUAAAGCACAGAGCCGUGAGGUCACCAUGUCGCUUACCACUGAUAGGUCGGCAUGGGCCCCGGUGGACACUACCGGAGAGCUCGUGCCACCGUCUCCCGUGGGCAUUUCCGGUGAGCGUGUCCCGCCAGUAGGGGGGCCAUCAGGGUCAAUUGAAAAGACAGUCACUAUUGAUGAACCUUCUAAAAACCUGACGAGGGAAAAAUCAUCCACAAAACCCCCAGCGCCACAAAAGCAUUCACCUGCAAAGAAAACAAGUGUUGCGACGCAGGAGGCUGUAAUACCCAAUAAUGUGAUGUCUCUUGUAGACACAUCGUAA
Messenger RNA from Mya arenaria, 3628 nucleotides. RefSeq lists its product as uncharacterized. The record is from RefSeq and is a predicted model, not a curated record. The transcript is spliced from 27 exons. NCBI's taxonomy places the organism in Eukaryota, Metazoa, Mollusca, Bivalvia, Myida, Myidae. The coding region runs from base 71 to 3628 and encodes 1185 amino acids.